Molecule: messenger RNA, 3844 nt
Organism: Trifolium pratense (red clover)
Lineage: Eukaryota; Viridiplantae; Streptophyta; Magnoliopsida; Fabales; Fabaceae
Product: nuclear export mediator factor NEMF
Exons: 14
Coding region: 141-3557 (1138 amino acids)
Biological process (GO): ribosome-associated ubiquitin-dependent protein catabolic process; rescue of stalled cytosolic ribosome
Cellular component (GO): RQC complex
Molecular function (GO): tRNA binding; zinc ion binding; ribosomal large subunit binding
Source: RefSeq, a predicted model, not a curated record
AUAAUUACUUGAUAAAAAAAACAAUAAUUAUAAUUACGUAACCUCGUUUUUCAUUUUCUUCUUCCCUUCUUCUCUCCUCUUCAAUUUUCAUACAAAACCAAACCCUAACAAAUUCACAGUAACAGUAAACAAAAUCAGCGAUGGUGAAGGUUCGUAUGAACACGGCCGAUGUCGCCGCCGAAGUCAAAUGUCUCCGGCGGUUAAUCGGAAUGCGAUGCUCCAAUGUGUAUGAUCUCACUCCCAAGACGUACGUUUUCAAGCUUAUGAAUAGCAGUGGAGUCUCUGAAUCAGGUGAAAGCGAGAAGGUUUUGCUACUCAUGGAAAGUGGUGUUAGAUUGCACACUACUGUUUAUAUGCGUGACAAAAGCAACACUCCUUCUGGUUUUACACUCAAAUUGAGGAAACAUAUUCGAACUAGAAGGCUUGAGGAUGUGCGACAACUUGGGUAUGAUCGGAUUGUUCUUUUUCAAUUUGGACUUGGGGAGAAUGCAAACUAUGUUAUAUUAGAGUUAUAUGCUCAGGGCAACGUCAUCCUUACGGAUUCUAGCUUCACUGUCAUGACUCUACUUCGAUCUCACAGGGAUGAUGAUAAAGGGCUUGCAAUCAUGUCACGCCAUCGUUAUCCAGUAGAAAGUUGUCGAGUUUUUGAACGAACAAAUACAUCAAAGCUGCAGACAGCCCUAACAUCUUCCAAGGAAGAUGACAAUGAUGAGGCUGUUAAGGCCAAUGGAAAUGGAACUGAUGCUUCUAAUGUAGAAAGAGAGAAGCAGGGAUCCCGGAAAGGUGGGAAGUCAUUUGCCACUUUGAAAAUUAUCCUUGGGGAGGCACUCGGUUAUGGACCUGCCCUUUCUGAACACAUGAUAUUAGAUGCUGGUUUAAUCCCCAAUGAGAAAGUACCCAAAGAUAAAACGUGGGACGAUGCCACUGUUCAGGCAUUGGUCCAAGCAGUUGCAAAGUUUGAAGAUUGGAUGCAGGAUAUCAUUUCAGGUGAAAUAGUUCCAGAAGGAUACAUUUUGAUGCAAAACAAAAAUUUGGGGAAGGAUUCUUCUGUAUCCCAACCUGAAAGUCUUAAACAGAUCUAUGAUGAGUUCUGCCCCAUCUUACUUAACCAGUUUAAGUCAAGGGAACACACAAAGUUUGAGACAUUUGAUUUAGCCUUGGAUGAAUUCUACAGCAAAAUUGAGAGUCAAAGGUCUGAACAACAGCACAAAGCCAAAGAGAACUCAGCUCUUCAGAAACUUAAUAAGAUACGCAACGAUCAGGAAAAUCGAGUGCACACUUUGAGGAAAGAGGCAGAUCACUGUAUUCAAAUGGCAGAAUUGAUAGAGUAUAACUUGGAAGAUGUGGAUGCUGCUAUAUUAGCUGUUCGUGUAUAUCUUGCUAAGGGUAUGAGUUGGGAUGACCUUGCUCGGAUGGUGAAGGAAGAAAAGAAAGCCGGAAACCCAGUAGCUGGUCUUAUUGACAAGCUCCAUCUUGAAAGAAAUUGCGUGACUUUACUGUUGAGCAACAAUCUCGACGAAAUGGAUGAUGAUGAGAAGACACUCCCUGCGGAUAAGGUUGAAGUUGAUUUAGCUCUCUCAGCACAUGCCAAUGCUCGGAGGUGGUACGAACUGAAGAAAAAACAAGAAAGCAAACAGGAAAAGACUAUUACUGCACAUGAAAAAGCUUUUAAAGCCGCAGAGAGAAAGACUCGCCUACAGCUUAGUCAGGAAAAAACUGUUGCCUCAAUUUCGCAUAUGCGCAAAGUUCACUGGUUUGAGAAAUUUAACUGGUUCAUUAGCAGUGAGAAUUAUUUGGUUAUCAGUGGACGUGAUGCUCAGCAAAAUGAGAUGAUAGUGAAGCGUUAUAUGUCAAAAGGAGAUCUGUAUGUGCAUGCUGAACUGCAUGGAGCUUCUAGCACAGUUGUCAAGAAUCACAAACCUAUGCAGCCAGUUCCGCCGCUGACCCUAAACCAAGCAGGAUGUUUCACAGUCUGCCAAAGCCAGGCAUGGGAUUCAAAAAUGGUUACCAGUGCCUGGUGGGUUUAUCCUCAUCAGGUUAGUAAAACUGCUCCUACUGGGGAAUAUCUGACAGUAGGGAGUUUCAUGAUACGGGGAAAGAAAAAUUAUCUUCCACCACACCCUCUUAUCAUGGGUUUUGGCCUGCUAUUUCGCUUGGAUGAGAGUUCACUGGGAUCACAUUUAAAUGAAAGGAGAGUAAGAGGAGAGGAGGAGGAAACAAUAGAUGAUAAUGCAGAAACUGGCCCUGUUGAAGAACAAUCUGAUUCAGAGUCUGAGAAGGAUGUUGCUGAUGGAGAAUCUGCUGCAGACUCAGAAAGGAAUGGUAAGCCAUCUGCAGAUUCACCCAUACCCCUAUCGGAAGACUUUCCUGCCGACACAUCUCAAACUAGUUUGGAUACCAUUAAUGCCAAAACUACAGUUUCAGAUGAUACUUUUGCAAAAGAUACAAGUACGACAAAUAUGCUUGAGAGUGAGAAAUUACCUGACAUCGGUGGAAAUGGCUCAACAUCUGUCUCCCCUCAGCUUGAGGAACUUCUUGAUCGAGCUCUAGGACUUGGAUCUGUUGCCAAAUCAAAUAAAAGUUAUGGAGCUGAGAACACUCAGGUUGAUUUAAGCAGUGAGAACCACAAUAUCGAGCCGAGCAAACCUGCAGUAAGGGAUAAACCGUAUAUAUCAAAAGCUGAGAGAAGAAAGCUUAAAAAUGAACCGAAACAUGGAGAAGCAUAUCCAAGCGAUGAACAUGGAAAGGACAAAUCAAAGAUAAAAGAUAUUUCUGGUAAUCUGCAUGCAAAAGAUGCUCAAAAUUUGAAGACAGGCGGUGGUAAAAAAGUCAGUCGUGGACAAAAGGGAAAGCUUAAGAAAAUAAAGGAGAAGUAUGCUGACCAAGAUGAGGAAGAAAGGAGCAUCCGAAUGACAUUAUUGGCCUCUUCCGGAAAACCAAUCAAGAAGGAAGAGACAUUACCUGUAAAUGAAUCUUCGGACAAAGGGAAAAAAUCUGACAAUGGUCCUAUAGAUGCUCCAAAAAUAUGUUACAAGUGUAAGAAGGUGGGUCAUUUAUCUCGGGAUUGUAAGGAGCAAUCAAAUGAUCAGUUGCACAGUCAUGCAAUCAGUGAAGCUGAAGAAAAUCCCAACACAAGUGCUUUAAACACUUCCGUAGAUGACAGAGUGGCGAUGGAAGAAGAUGAUAUUAAUGAAAUAGGAGAAGAAGAGAAAGAAAAACUGAAUGAUGUGGAUUACUUGACAGGGAAUCCACUCCCAAAUGACAUUCUCUUAUAUGCUGUUCCUGUAUGUGGUCCAUACAACGCAGUUCAGUCUUACAAGUAUCGAGUGAAGAUAAUUCCUGGACCUGUGAAGAGAGGGAAAGCUGCAAAAACUGCAAUGAACUUAUUCAGCCACAUGUCAGACGCAACAAAUCGGGAGAAGGAGUUGAUGAAAGCCUGCACAGAUCCUGAAUUAGUUGCUUCAAUUAUUGGUAAUGUGAAGAUAACUGCAGCUGGCCUUACUCAAUUAAAGCAAAAACAAAAGAAAGGCAAGAAGACCGCCAAACAAGCAAGUUAGCCUAUCCAAGACAACCCUUCCCUUCGCGGGAUUUUCUUGGCGGAAAAUGUUUUCAUUUGUUUGUUUUGUUUACUAGAGCUCACAAAUUUGUAUGUUGUAUAUCUUUCCAAGUUUCAACACUGUAGAGUAGGGUUUUUCCCCUGUAGAUCUCUGCUGGAUAAGUACUAGAUAGGUAACAGCUGAAAUCAUAUGGAAAUAACAAUGAUCAAUAACUGAUUAGGCAUCAGGCUUGUUGGAUUCAAAAAGGCAAUUGAUUCCUAAGCUAAACCAAAUUUUGUUUUGAAAAA